This is a messenger RNA of Wasmannia auropunctata (little fire ant), 2414 nucleotides long. RefSeq names its product cytochrome P450 6a2-like. The transcript has a single exon. The record is from RefSeq and is a predicted model, not a curated record. NCBI's taxonomy places the organism in Eukaryota, Metazoa, Arthropoda, Insecta, Hymenoptera, Formicidae. Gene Ontology annotation, molecular function: iron ion binding; monooxygenase activity; heme binding. The coding region runs from base 502 to 2010 and encodes 502 amino acids.
UAAAUCAGUCACAAAUAAAUUCUAUAACAUUUACAAUUCGAGAAAUAUCAGAUUAUUUACUCGUCCAUCAACAAAAGUCAUCAUUUUGUAUAAUUCUUGUGCGCAGAAUGUUAUCAGCAAUUCAAACAAUCUUAGGCAAACAAAAAUUUAUUUCUUCUCCAACACUAGUCAAAAUUGACUCGUAAAUAUAUACGCUGCCAUAACGAAAAUGUAUAAUAUGCACCAAUCAGAUAUCCAAUGUAAAAUUUAUGUCAAGCGUGCACAAAAAUUUUCAGACACUUAGAUAUAUAAGUACGACUUUGUUUUUAUAAUUGCCAGUUCAUAAUUACAAGGUCUCUGCGUGUCCCCCAUCCUUUGCCGCUAAUUUUACGCGAUAACUUAUCUAGUUUCUUUCCACUAUGCGUCACGACUGCAAUAACUAGUCGCGUGUGAUACGUGUGAUCGAAGUUACAUCAAUUUAUUAUAUUUGACAAAAGUCACGAAUUAUUAUCCAGAAACAACAUGACUAUCAUUUUGAUGUCAUUGAUUCUCGGGGCGCUUAUAGCUCUUUACUUUUAUAUGACGCGAAAUUAUACGUACUGGCAAAAUCGUGGAGUACCGUGUCCGGAUGGGGUCCUGCCGGGAUUCGGUCAUAUGUUACCGGUGAUCUCCCUAAGGACAUUUUUCUCCGAUUUCUGUUGCAAGAUCUAUAAUGACUACAAAGAUUGCAGCAUGGUCGGGAUCUACGACUUCACGUCGCCGACGUUGAUGAUUUUCGAGCCGGAACUGGUGAGAACGGUGCUGCAGACCAAUUUUUCGAAUUUCGCCGAGAACUCCAUCACACUCGAUCCCAAAAUGGACCCGCUACUGUCACACAGUCCUUUCGUCAUUAGCGGUGAGAAAUGGUUAACUAGCAGAAAGCGCUUGACUUACGCGCUUUCUAGCCCGCAACGAUUGAAACUUCUGGUUGAAAGCAUCAAAAAGGUGUGCACGUCGUUCGACAAUUACAUAAACGAAAAACUGAGCAACAAGCAAACGGAAUUCGAGCUGAAGGCCCUGUUCGCCAGACACGCCGCACAGGUGGUAGCCGCCAUUGGUUUCGGCGUGGAUGGAUACAGCUUCGAUGACGAGAAAAAGGAUAUAUCUUUUCGAAAAUUCGGACAAGCCAUUUUCGAGCCGACGAAUCGACAUAAAUUUAUGUUCGCUCUUACGUUUUUCGCUCCGUCGUUGAAAAAAAUCUUCAAAGUAAGGGUAAUUCCGAAGCACGUCGACCAUUUCUUCAGGACGCUGGUUGCGGACCUCAUGGAGCAAAGCAAGAAGGACGGAAUACCUAGGAAUGAUUUUCUCCAUUUGAUGUCUGAACUGAUGCGAGCGGAAGGCAAUGAAUUAGACAUCGAAUAUCUCACGAGUCAGACGAUGUUGCUCGUCUUCGAGAUCUACGAGGUCUUCAGCAGUGUUAUGAGCUUCGUCGGAUUACAUAUGGCUAAUUAUCCAGAAAUACAGGAGAAAUUGCGCGAGGAGGUGAAAUCCGUGCUCAACAGAUACAACGGUGAGGUCACUUACGAAAGUUUGAGAGAGAUGACGUACAUGGACCAGGUCUUGAACGAGUCGUUUAGAUUACUGCCCGCAGCACUGAUCAUGAAGAAACGAUGCACGGAAGAGAUCGAACUGAAAGGAUCCGAUGGAAUUGCUUGUCGCGUGCAACCCGGAAUGGAAAUCCUGCUACCGGUUCAAGCUCUGCACAAAGAUCCUCGAUAUUGGAAAAAUCCCGAAGAGUACGAUCCUGACAGAUUCGGCCCGGAUAGAAAAUACAACAUCAAAAAAUCCACUUUUUUUCCCUUCGGCGAAGGUCCGCGCACCUGCGUAGGCAUGAGAUCAGCCCAGGUACAAUUGAAGGCAGUUUUGGCUAUUACUAUGAAAACAUACACGCUGAAAUUAUCUCCGAGGACGCAAUUACCUCUGAAGAUGAUCCCCGGAACUAUUUUACCUACACCGGUAGGCGGUCUGUGGGUCACUAUUCAACAGCUUUAAAUACGAAUAUUUUCUUUUAAAUUUCUUUCCAACGUCACAAAUAAUUUUUUAUAUCUUAAGCAAAACUUUCUAAUUAGCUUUCCCGUAAAAAUGAAAUUGUCAUACAAUAAAAUUUAAUUACUGUAUCUUUACACAAAAUUACAAAAGAUUGGAAUAAAAUAAAACCUUGGAAUUUUAUGAUUAUUAAUAAGUUAUAAUCUUCCCUAAAAACACUAACUCAACAUUGCAACAAAAACACAGGAUAAUGAAGUCGCUUGCUCGUCACUCACUUUCACCCAGUCGAAUUUAUAGAAAUACGCAAAGUAGACGAGGAGAGCCGGUAGGACGAUCCCGAUGCACCAUUCCAACAUUGUCACUCUUCUCCCGGUAUCCCCGCGGUCUUUUGCAAUUUUUUUCUUUCAACU